Messenger RNA from Protopterus annectens (West African lungfish), 1965 nucleotides. RefSeq names its product propionyl-CoA carboxylase subunit beta (gene PCCB). The transcript has 15 exons. Gene Ontology annotation, molecular function: propionyl-CoA carboxylase activity. Bases 18 to 1682 code for a protein of 554 amino acids. The record is from RefSeq and is a predicted model, not a curated record. Lineage: Eukaryota; Metazoa; Chordata; Ceratodontiformes; Protopteridae. Gene Ontology annotation, cellular component: mitochondrion.
UAUAGCACGUGUUAGUCAUGGCGACGUUGGGAACUGUAAUGAAUGUGUCUCGGUACUCUAUAGUGUUAAAUGUUGGGUUUAAGAAACUUUUACGUACGAGCGGUUGUUUUUCUACCUUUAAGGGGGUUGGGUUUCAACGCUGGUGUUCACACACACACCUUAGUGUGCCGGAACGCAUAGAAAAGAAGAGAAAAGAAGCACUUCUGGGUGGAGGUCAGGCAAGAAUUGAUGCACAACAUGGAAAGGGUAAGCUGACUGCACGUGAACGGAUUAACCUCUUGCUUGAUCCAGGCAGUUUUGUAGAGUAUGACAUGUUUGUUGAACACCGCUGCUCUGAUUUUGGAAUGCAGGCCGAACAUAACAAGUUCCCUGGAGACAGUGUCGUGACGGGUCAGGGCCGUAUUAAUGGAAGACUGGUGUAUAUCUUUAGUCAGGAUUUUACAGUUUUUGGUGGCAGCUUAUCAGGAGCUCAUGCCCAGAAAAUUUGCAAGAUCAUGGACCAGGCAGUGAUGGUUGGAGCACCUGUGAUAGGUGUGAAUGACUCUGGAGGAGCUCGUAUCCAGGAAGGAGUGGAAAGUCUGGCUGGCUAUGCUGACAUUUUCUUGAGGAACGUGCUAUCCUCAGGUGUUGUGCCACAGAUUUCCCUUAUCAUGGGCCCAUGUGCUGGAGGUGCUGUUUACUCACCAGCUUUAACAGAUUUUACAUUCAUGGUGAAGGACACUUCAUAUUUGUUCAUCACUGGGCCUGAUGUGGUAAAGUCUGUUACCAAUGAAGAUGUAACCCAAGAAGAACUAGGUGGUGCAAAGACACACACAGCAGUUUCAGGUGUUGCACACAAGGCCUUCGAGAAUGAUGUUGAUGCGUUGUUAAACCUACGGGAGUUCUUCAACUUUCUGCCACUCAGUAAUCGUGAUCCAGCACCAGUCAGAGAGUGUCAUGACCCCAGUGACAGACUUAUUCCAGGACUUGACUCCAUUGUUCCAACUGAGUCCGCCAAAGCGUAUGACAUGCUCGACAUUGUAAAAGCAAUUAUUGAUGAAAAGGAUUUUUUUGAGAUCAUGCCUAACUUUGCCAAAAAUAUCAUUGUGGGUUUUGCAAGAAUGAAUGGACGUACAGUUGGAAUAGUUGGAAAUCAACCAAAAGUAGCAUCAGGCUGUUUGGACAUCAACUCUUCAGUGAAAGGAGCCCGUUUUGUUAGAUUCUGUGAUGCUUUUAACAUACCUCUUAUCACAUUUGUAGAUGUCCCUGGAUUUUUACCAGGAACUGCACAAGAGUAUGGUGGAAUCAUAAGGCAUGGUGCUAAACUCCUGUUUGCUUUUGCUGAAGCAACUGUACCAAAAAUUACUGUGAUCACGCGAAAGGCCUAUGGAGGUGCCUAUGAUGUAAUGAGCUCCAAGCACUUAAGAGGAGAUGCUAACUAUGCAUGGCCUACAGCUGAAGUUGCAGUCAUGGGCGCAAAGGGUGCUGUUCAGAUUAUUUUUAGGGGGAAGGAAAAUCAGUCUGAAGCAGAGUCUGAGUAUGUGGAGAAAUUUGCAAACCCUUUUCCAGCAGCUGUCCGAGGAUUUGUUGAUGACAUUAUUCAGCCCUCUACAACUCGAAUGCGCAUAUGCCGGGAUUUGGAUGUACUAGUCAGCAAGAAGCAGUCAAACCCUUGGAAGAAACAUGCCAACAUUCCACUUUGAACUGAGCUGCGUUGUGCUUUGUACUGAAAAGUUGCAGCUGAGGAAGGGAGGCUAAUAUAAUUUACAACUGAGACAAACAAUGAAAAAAAUGUCACUAAAUUGUAAUAAACAUGUAUUGAUUUGUUAAUUAAAAUUUUAGUACAUGUUUUGCAUGUACAUAUUGUAGAUGUACAAGAAAUAUAAGUAAAAUGAUCUUCCUUGUGAACAUUUAGAGCAUGAAUCAUAAACAUUAUUACUGAGAUCAUGUGAAAGUAUUUAUUAAAUGACAUUCAUUUUCUGACAA